Paramisgurnus dabryanus is the source of this 1992-nucleotide messenger RNA. RefSeq names its product proteasome 26S subunit, non-ATPase 11a (gene psmd11a). The record is from RefSeq and is a predicted model, not a curated record. NCBI's taxonomy places the organism in Eukaryota, Metazoa, Chordata, Actinopteri, Cypriniformes, Cobitidae.
GGCGUAUUCAAUGAUUGUUAUGUGCAUCAGGCAAUUGGUGAAUUGGUAAGAUGGCGGCUGCGGCGGUGGAGUUUCAGAGAGCACAGUCGCUGCUCAGUACGGAUCGGAAUGCGUCCAUUGAUAUUUUACAUGCUAUCGUCAAGCGAGAUGUCCAGGACGAUGAUGAAGAAGCAGUGCGUGUCAAAGAACAGAGCAUCUUGGAGCUGGGCGGACUGCUGGCCAAGACUGGACAAGCUGCUGAAUUGGGAGGUCUGCUGAAGUAUGUCCGGCCAUUCUUAAACUCCAUCAGCAAAGCAAAAGCGGCACGGCUGGUGCGAUCCCUGCUUGAUCUCUUCUUGGACAUGGAGGCAGCAACUGGUCAAGAGGUGGAAUUAUGUUUGGAGUGCAUUGAAUGGGCCAAAUCAGAAAAGAGGACGUUUCUAAGACAGGCCCUGGAGGCCCGUCUGGUCUCCCUCUAUUUUGACACCAAGCGGUUCCAAGAGGCUCUACAGCUUGGCACUCAGCUCCUGCAAGAGCUGAAGAAGAUGGAUGACAAAGCUCUGCUGGUGGAGCUGCAGCUGCUGGAGAGCAAGACGUAUCACGCGUUAAGCAACUUGCCCAAGGCCAGAGCAGCUCUCACCUCUGCCAGGACGACGGCAAACGCCAUCUACUGCCCUCCAAAGCUGCAGGCUGCUCUAGACAUGCAGUCAGGCAUUAUUCACGCUGCUGAGGAGAAGGACUGGAAGACAGCGUAUUCGUACUUCUAUGAGGCCUUUGAGGGCUAUGACUCUAUUGACAGUCCUCGUGCCAUCACCGCACUUAAGUACAUGCUCCUCUGCAAGAUCAUGCUUAACUCGCCAGAGGAUGUGCAGGGCCUAAUCAGUGGCAAACUCGCCCUCAGAUAUGCCGGCAGACAGACAGAUGCACUUAAAUGUGUGGCCCAGGCCAGCAAGAACAGGUCACUCGCAGAUUUGGAGAAGGCUUUAACAGAAUAUAAAGCUGAGCUACGGGAUGACCCCAUCAUUAAUACCCACUUGGCCCAACUUUAUGACAAUCUAUUGGAACAAAACCUUAUCAGGGUCAUUGAGCCCUUUUCCAGAGUGCAGAUAGAGCACAUCUCAGAGCUGAUAAAACUCUCAAAGGGAGACGUUGAAAGGAAGCUGUCACAGAUGAUUUUAGACCAGAAAUUCCACGGAAUCCUUGACCAAGGAGAGGGUGUCCUGAUUGUAUUUGAUGAGCCUCCAGUAGACAAAACAUAUGAAACCGCCCUUGAAACAAUUCAGAACAUGAGCAAAGUUGUGGACUCGCUCUAUAACAAAGCCAAGAAACUGACAUAAGUUGAGCAUUGGACCCUGCAGCUGAGAGCAUGGCCAGUAUUGGGGACUCUGGGGAAAGGGGAGGGGGAUGUGAUACUGACAUCAAGUCAACGAAGGUCUAACACUUCAAAAACUAGGUGCAAGACUGGGUCCUGCUGUCCUCUUUGGCUUUCACUUGGACAUUUUGUGCCACCUUCCUCAAUGGCAAACUACUAUUACUAUGGGAUCCCAUUUAUUAUAUAUUUUUUUGCUGGUAAUGCAUUCCUUUGUAUCUUGGCUGUGCCUAAUGGGCCAUCAGGGAAUCUUCAAAAAAUAAAAACUCCCCUGCAUUAUAACUGUUUGAAAUGUAUAUAAAUAGAUCUUGAGAAUGAUCCAGAUCCCUUGCCAAUCCAGGGACCAACGUGUUAAGCUGUCGACAAAUUCCCUGUAUUAUCGAUCGAACGGUUUAAAGCCCACUCCCCCAAGAAAGCCCCGGCCUAACUCUCACUGCAAGACGGCAUACUUGGACUUUAUGUCAGGUGAAAAAAUUCUGAUAAUAUGCUGUCUUUAAGACAGGGAAAUGAGUGGUUUUCAUUCCCUGGCCCUUGCAUUCCUACCCUUCCUCUUUGUACAUAACAUUGCCAAGCGCCUCUAUCUGGCCUGUCAUGCUGUUGACCUUUUUAUAAAGCUAAAAAAAAACAAUAAAGUUACCAAGUGA